Molecule: messenger RNA, 2385 nt
Organism: Cornus florida
Lineage: Eukaryota; Viridiplantae; Streptophyta; Magnoliopsida; Cornales; Cornaceae
Product: ACT domain-containing protein ACR3
Exons: 10
Coding region: 868-2205 (445 amino acids)
Source: RefSeq, a predicted model, not a curated record
AUGUUGAGGUGUGAUGAUUAUGGUAGAGGAAGAAAAACUAGCCUAAGAAAGGGGAGAGAGCAAUGUGAGUGAAGAAAUACUAUAUUGUAUUUAUUAUUUGUGAUACAAUUUUGAAUAUUUUUUUUUUUGUUUUUUUGAUAAAGUCCAACAUUGCGCAGAAAAAGAAAAAGAAAAAGAAACCGAACCAAAAAAAUUAUGGAGAGCCUUGUAGAGAACGUGGUACAAAUUGCCCUUACAUGGUCUUCACCAUUAAAUAAAAAAAAAUUAGCAACUUUAUGUAAUUAUUGGACCGUCAAUUGAAAGUAAAUGCAUUAUCAAUGUAAAAAAAACAAACAGAAUAAAGAAUCCUGAUUCCCCAACCAAGACAUACCUCCGUGUUUCCACGCAUACGUUAUACCUUUUCCAUCUACCACACACCUAGAGAGAGUAUUCUAGAGAGAGAAUUUGAGAGAGAGAGAGAGAGGCGGAGGGAGAGCAUGCUGUGUGCAAGUGCUCCUCCAACGUCGAAAGCAGAGUUACGGAGAUUUCUUUAUACUUAGUCUCUCUGUCUAUAUAUAUAUAUAUAUAUAUCCAUUGCUCAAUUCAAAAUUCUGAAGAAGCUUUCCUGUGUUGGAGUUUCAUUAAAUAGAAGGAAUUACAUUCCAGGUAUCAGGUUCCUUUGAGAUUUCGCGGCACUGAGACGGAGAAAUUCUUGAAAUCGCACAGAUAUGCUGACCAAGAUGUGAGAUUAUAUGUCACGGCUACUAAAAUGUGAUUGAGGUGCUCUGGUAGCUGCAAUCUUGAGGAGCUCUUUCACAAUUUCCUCAGCCAAGAGAGGUGAAGCAAAGAAUCUGCGCCGCUUGGAGAACUCGCUGUUUUAAUCAAUUGAUGGCUAGAGAUUAUUGGCCUUACUUUGAUCCAGACUAUGAGAAUUUAAGCAUAAGAAUCAAUCCACCAAGGGUAUCUGUGGACAACACUAGUUGCAGUGACUGCACUCUGAUCAAGGUUGACAGUGUGAACAAACCAGGAAUACUGCUGGAAGUGGUGCAAAUCCUAUCAGAUCUUGACCUUGUCAUCACAAAAGCUUACAUCUCCUCUGAUGGCGGAUGGUUCAUGGAUGUAUUUCAUGUCACUGAUCAACAAGGGAAUAAAAUUACAGAUAGCAAAAUCAUUGAUUACAUAGAGAAGGCUCUGGGACCUAAGGGCCACACUACAGAAGUGGUGAAGACUUGGCCUGGAAAGAGGGUAGGAGUUCACACCAUGGGUGAUCAUGCAACCAUUGAGCUCAUAGGCAGGGACCGCCCGGGUCUCUUAUCUGAGAUCUCUGCUGUCCUUGCCAACCUCCACUUUAAUGUAGUUGCUGCUGAACUUUGGACACACAACAGGCGUAUAGCAUGUGUUGUUUAUGUCAAUGACGAUACCACAUGUCGUGCAGUAGAUGACCCAACCCGAUUAUCUACUAUGGAAGAGCAGCUCAAGAACAUUCUGCGUGGGUGUGAGGAUGAUGAGAAAGUGGCUCGCACUAGUUUUUCCAUGGGAUUCACCCAUGUUGAUCGGAGACUCCACCAGAUGUUGUUUGCUGAUAGGGAUUACGAAGGUGGAGGGUUGGCAACUGAGGCAGAUUAUCCUCCCUCAUUCAGACCAAAAAUCUCGAUUGAUCGUUGGGAGGAAAAAGGGUACUCAGUAGUAAGUGUCAGGUGCAAAGAUCGGUCUAAACUUAUGUUUGACAUUGUGUGCACACUUACAGACAUGCAGUACGUUGUAUUUCAUGCCAGCAUCUCUUCCGAUGGCCCAUACGCAUCCCAGGAAUAUUACAUCCGCCAUAUGGAUGGUUGCAUGCUAGAUACAGAAGGAGAGAAGGAAAGGGUUGUCAAGUGUCUUGAAGCUGCUAUUCAGCGAAGAGGUCUGAGCCUAGAGGUCUGUGCAAAGGACCGAGUAGGCCUGCUGUCCGAAGCAACAAGAGUCCUUCGGGAGAAUGGGCUGUCUGUUACAAGAGCGGGUGUCUCGACAGUUGGGGAAAAAGGAGUGAGUGUCUUCUACGUGAAGGAUGCUUCUGGAAAUCCAGUUGACAUGAAGACCAUUGAAGGACUUCGCAAAGAGAUCGGACACACUAUGAUGCUUAACGUGAAGAAAGUCCCGGCAAGUGAUAAAGCACAAGAGGAGGGUGGUGGAUGGGCCAAGACUAGCUUCUUCUUUGGAAGCUUAGUUGAAAGGUUCUUGGCUUAAUAAUAUCAAGUGUCCAUUUCAAAUGUAACAUAUUGUAAAGUAUAAUAAAUGUGUGCCCAGCAUAAUAUUUGGACAGGGCUUGUUGCUGUUUGGCCUGUUUUUUACCUUGAAUUGUAAGUUAUGAAUAUUUCAGUUGUUUCUUGACUAGAAUGACUCUCUCUAUAUAUAUAUUUAUAUAUA